This is a messenger RNA of Alexandromys fortis (reed vole), 1675 nucleotides long. RefSeq names its product cms1 ribosomal small subunit homolog (gene Cmss1). The coding region runs from base 626 to 1480 and encodes 284 amino acids. The transcript is spliced from 10 exons. NCBI's taxonomy places the organism in Eukaryota, Metazoa, Chordata, Mammalia, Rodentia, Cricetidae. The record is from RefSeq and is a predicted model, not a curated record. Gene Ontology annotation, cellular component: nucleus; 90S preribosome.
UCGAAAAACAAAACAAAACAAAAAAAAAAAAAAAGAUUUCUGAUCUUUCCUAAUGGCAAAGAUUAGCCAUUUAAAUUACACACACAUACACACGAGGCACACACACAAAAAAAGUCUCUGGUUUUCACUGUGUUGUCCAGGAUGGGAUCUUAGUUACAGACUCAAGCGAUUCUCCCACACAUGCUUUCAGAGUAGCUGGAGUCUAGGCUGCAUUCUGUAUGGAGUGAGCUACCAUAAGAACUGAAAGAUAUUUGGAAUGGGGUUGGGUAGCACGAUGUGAUCAUAGCAGUGCUUUAAAAUGACUCUCAUUGUAUCUCAUCAAGUGGGAUGAUCCAAGAUAAGUUCAAGGGGAGAACUGACAGAGCUUGCUUUCUCUCUGGAUUUGUAGCGUUGCAGAGUAGGAGGCUGUCUCUUAAGACUUCCACUCUUCUAGAAAGAAGUACUGUUUCCUGAAGGGAGAAUUUGCUUCUCAGCAGAUAAGCAGAGGUCCCACGUUCAGUUUGUUAAUUUAUGCAAGUGGAGAUGUCAUAAAGUCAUUGUGAAGAGAGAUCCUUAGCUCAGAAUAUAUGUCUAGGUUGGGACUUAAGUUGGGUAGCAGCUUACAGAUAUUUAAAUGUGAACAUGGAUGAGCUUAGGAAAAGAUCCUGGCUCCAGGAGGAAGGUCAGAACUCUGUCAGCCCUCUGUAGCCACAAUGAACCAUCAGGUGGUGAGGAAGGAGGAGACACAGAGCUGAUGCAGCAGGACACAGCUUCAGUUCCUGAACCACCAAAGGAAACCAAACAGACCAAACAGCCUACAGAAUGUUUCUUGAGGAAACCACAGGAAACAAAAGAAGAAGCCCGGAAGACCAAGAAGUGGAAAAAGAGGAAAAUUUCUGAUAUUCUGGCAAAAUCAGAGCCCAAACCAGGGACUCCUAGGGACCUUCAGAAGCUUAUCAAGGACCAUUACAGCGGCAGUCGUUCCGUAGUUGAACUAGAAGAGCUCAGCCUACCAGACUCCUGUUUCCUUAAGGCCAAUGAUUUGACUCACAGUCUCUCUUCAUAUCUAAAAGAAAUCUGUCCUAAGUGGGUAAAGCUUCGGAAAACGCACAACGAGAAGAAGUCAGUCCUGAUGCUGAUCAUCUGCAGCUCUGCCGUCAGAGCCCUGGAGCUCAUCAGGUCACUGACAGCAUUCAAAGGAGAUGCCAAAGUUAUGAAAUUAUUUGCAAAACACAUAAAGGUCCAGGAGCAAGUAAACUUGCUGGAGAAGCGUGUGGUACACCUGGGUGUGGGGACUCCCGGGAGAAUCAAACAGCUUGUUAAACAAGAUGGCCUUAAUUUGAACCCCUUAAAGUUUCUGGUUUUUGACUGGAACUGGAGAGAUCAGAAGCUAAGGAGAAUGAUGGACAUUCCCGAGAUAAAAAAGGAAGUGUUUGAGCUUCUAGAAGUGGGAGUGUUGGACCUUUGCAAAUCAGAGUCCUUGAAGCUGGGCCUUUUCUAACCCUGGGUCCUGAGGAAGUGUCCAGUUGCCAGCAGGCUGCAAGUGCUCAGUCGCUAGCUACAGUGGUGUAGCUGUGUUAGUCCUGGUCACUGUGAACGCUUCAUGGGGAUUCUUGGACACCUAUGCUAUGAGCCUGUCCUUUGGCUCAUGGCUCAUACAAUAAAGAAGCUCUGGCUUGCAUAUGCUGCCUUUGUU